Symbiodinium pilosum is the source of this 1336-nucleotide messenger RNA. The record is from the annotation of a GenBank genome assembly. NCBI's taxonomy places the organism in Eukaryota, Dinophyceae, Suessiales, Symbiodiniaceae.
GAAAUUCCUGUCUUUGCUUAUCGUCUACAACUCCGGCCCUGCCUUCGCCAUUUCAUGCCUGGUUAGUCUGCUGGUGGGCGUGCUGCGAAUUUAUAGACUGAUCCCAGACGAGACGUGGACAGUGUCCGCAGUCUACGUGGCCUACCUUGUGAUCUUCCUGUUCUGGCAGCGCCUGCGUGCUUUGUUCUGUGCUCCCCGCAUGGUCUUCAUGGAUAAGCUAUGCGUUGCACAGCACGACGAAGAGUUGAAGCAAGAGGGCAUUGAGGGUCUGGCGGCGUUCCUCAAUUGCUCAAGACAGUUGGUGGUCUUGUUAAGCCCCCGCUAUCUGUCUCGACUUUGGUGCGUAUUUGAAAUCUCGACGUUCCUGCAAGAUCGGGCCUCGAUAAACAAAAUCCAGAUCAUGCCGCUCAAGACGGCCCUUCUGCUGUUGAUGGUGGCUAGCUGCUGGCAUCUGUUGGCCAGUUACUACUUUAGCUUGAUCAGGAAUCAGGUCACGGGCCAGCAUUGGAGAGGAGCGGAAAGCGGGCUCACUUUCACAUUCGCAAUGCUCAGCUUCUGCUCUGUGAUCGUUCCGCUGUCCUUCUAUGUCGGCAUAGGGCUGAUGGGCGAGCUUGGCGAGGUUCCCAAUCAGUUGCAGAGCUUCCGAGUUCAGGAUGCUAAAUGCUAUUGCUGCAGUCACUCGCACAUGCACCCUCACAGCGGUGAGACACUCCCUUGCGACCGGCAAUUGGUGUAUGAGACCUUCAAGAAGUGGUGGUCGGCGGACGCUGAGGAAGGGUCCGAGCAACACCUGGAGCGAUUCAACACCCUGGUCCGCAAGCACGUUGCUCCAAAAAUCGCGCGCGGAUUGGGAAUUGCCUUGCCGUUUCGCUAUCUUGUGUACAUGGCCGUGUUUUGCAUUGUGCCAUGGUUGUCGGACUUCAUGGCGUUGUGGGCUGAAGCGAGAGAUCACCGUGCCGUAAUCUCCAUGUGGAGUCUGAGACAUUACCUUCUGUGGGGCACCGUCGGCACAGCCUUGCCCUUUUCACUGGGAAUGUCUGUUUGGUUAUGGAAGUUGGGUUCGCGCAUCGAGAAGCGCUUGAACUCACGUUGGUGUGCUGUCUUCAUUGUUGUGCCGUUCUCGUUAUUUGGCGUGAGCGCUUUAUGGCUCCCAAUCAGCGUUAGCCUAGCAGCAACGCCGGAGGAUAAUCCGUUGCCAGUGUUCCUUUUCAUCGCGGCUAUAGCCAUCACGGCACUUGUUUGGCGUGGGCCCAAAUGUCAGGAGCCCCUACCAUCGAAGCAGCCAUCACCCCGUGUUUCUCAGGAAAAGGAGGAUGAUGCAACAUUUUCGAUCUAG